ACAAAUAGUAAGAUGCUUAGUUGUAGUCUCCUAUAUAAGUAGGACUUUGCAUUAGGGCAAACUCACUCAUCCACUUUAUUAUAUUAUAGCCUACGACUACAAGCCUACAAGGGAUAUAUCAGUUCCUCAGAGAUUCUUCAAAAACAGCCCAAGGAAUUUUUUGUUAAAAAUGUUGGUGAAUACAAUGGGAAGUUAUUAUGAAGUGGGAAACUCCUCAAAUAACAAUAUUCAUUCAAAUAAUACAAAUUUUCUUCAAAGGCCAGUAAAUGAAAACAGUUCAAACAAGAGCUUAUUAGAAAGUAAUUCAAUGACAGUCCCACCAUUAAUGAUAUGGUCUUCUUCAAAAGCAGCAAUAUCUCCAGAGGCUAAAGCUUUAGCCGCCUGUAAGAGCCACAAGGAGGCCGAGAGACGCCGCCGCAAGCGUAUCAACACCCAUCUCGCCACCCUUCGCACCCUCCUCCCUAACCUCAUCAAGACGGAUAAAGCCUCGGUGUUAGCAGAGGUGGUGCGCCGUGUGACGGAUCUGAAAAAGGCCACUUCAGAACUAACAUCGGGUCGACACGUCAAUUAUGAUGGGUGCAAUGCUUGUUUACUCCCGGGGGACAUUGAUGAGGUCAAUUUACGACGUAGUGGAAAUGACCAUUCUACCCUUAUUGCUACCUUGUGUUGCGAGGAUAGGCCCGAGCUAAUUGUGGAUUUGUCAAGGGCAUUAAGGUCAGUCAAGGGUAAGGUUGUGAAGGCCGAGAUGGCAACCAUAGGGGGCCGGACCAAGAGUAUAUUGUGGGUCCGUGGGGUCGGUGGUGGCGGGCCAGAAGGGUUGUUAAAGCGGGCCUUGAAAGUGGUGGUAGACAAACCUUGUUCUUCUGGACUGGCUCAUGGGCUGAGGAUGCACCGACCAUAUUAAGUGGUUUCUGUGUCGGGCUUCUAGUUGUUUAAGCAAAAGCUACUUUAUAGAAUAUCUUAUUUUGGUAGUUAAGUAUACAGUUGAGAUCCUAACUAACAAAUAUUGAAAUAUAUGUAGUAUCAAAUACAUGUACUUAUGUUGAAAAAAAAUACAUGUACUUAUGCACGAUGUUUUUUUUUUUUUAUUUAUUUUUAAUUCCCAAUUAGGGAGAGAAUUAAAAGAAAGGUAUUGAGAAGAGACAUCAGUUGUACUAAUAUGAAACUUUUUGUCUUUUAUUACUUAGGAUUAGCAACUAAUGAAAAUUAUGUCUUGUUUCAGUA
Messenger RNA from Amaranthus tricolor (Joseph's coat), 1224 nucleotides. Its product is annotated as transcription factor bHLH30-like. The record is from RefSeq and is a predicted model, not a curated record. The coding region runs from base 170 to 904 and encodes 244 amino acids. Gene Ontology annotation, biological process: regulation of DNA-templated transcription. Gene Ontology annotation, molecular function: DNA-binding transcription factor activity; protein dimerization activity. Lineage: Eukaryota; Viridiplantae; Streptophyta; Magnoliopsida; Caryophyllales; Amaranthaceae. The transcript has 3 exons.